AUGGCCUCGACCCUGCCCGUGAGCUCGAAUAACCGGAGAAGAUGACGGUGUUGAGCUUCGUAAGUCAGCGGAACACCGAAGUGUCUUCUUCUUUUAACGCGGAGGUGAAACUGAAGUGAGGAAGAAACAAAGAGACCGUCGGCGAAAGAAAAGGGCUGAAAACACCACAGACCACUGCAUAUUUUUCGCUGGGGCUGAGGAGCCACCAUGGAGGAUAUCAACUCAAAUAUCAACGCGGACUUGGAGGUGCGGAAGCUCCAGGACUUGGUGAAGAAGCUCGAACAGCAAAACGAGCAGCUCCGGAGCCGGUCCACGAUGUUGUCCUCGUCCGGAGCGAUGUCAGCGAACCACAGACCACUCAGCGCCGGAUACGACUCGUCGUCCCUGUCAGCGGGGAUGGCAGCCGGGCUGGCCGGCUUCCCUGGGGUGGGGUUCGUCGGAACGGGAGGCUACGGUGGGCUCCUGGAGAACAACCGCUGCCUGAGCCCCAGACUGUCCUACGACGGCAUCAGCUUCAGGAGGGCGUAUGAAUGUGAGGGGGCAUCGGCUGCCACCUCCGUGUCGAGCAUGAACUCACUUUACUCAGACACCGCCGGGAGCUACGCGGACGAAGGCGAAACAUCGAUCCUGGACGAAGUGGAAAUCUUAGACCUGGAAGACAUGGAUUGUUUAAACGAGGAGGAGGACAGCUGGCUCUACGAGACGAAACUGAACAGUCCCCUGCAAAAAGCCUUGAGUCCUAUUGUGUGGUGCCGCCAAGCUCUUGACAACCCCAGUCCUGAGAUGGAAUCAGCCAAGCGCUCCCUCAUUCACAGACUGGACCUCACCAUGUCAGCCAACAAGCGCAGGAGCCUGUAUGGAAGCCCCUACAACCAGCAGGGUUACGGAAGCCCGUACAGCACAAACGCAGCCAACAGCCCUUACAGCAGUGGCUUCAACUCCCCCUCCUCCACCCCCAGCAGAGUGCCCAUCGUCAGACAGCAGCUAAUGCCUGGGAACGCAGUACACCAGCGAAACGCAGCGGCAGAGAGGAAUCCUCCGGCCGUGAGUCCACAGUCGUCGGUGGACAGUGAGCUGAGCACCUCAGAAAUGGACGAGGACUCGGUGGGCUCCUCCACGACCUACAAACUCAACGACGUCACUGACGUUCAGAUACUGGCGCGGAUGCAGGAGGAGAGUUUGAGACAGGACUACGCUGCGACAGCAUCCAGACGGAGCUCCGGUUCUUCCUGCCACUCGUUGCGGCGCAGCACCUUCAGCGACCAGGAGUUAGAUGCGCACAGUCUGGAGGACGAGGAGGAAGCGGUGCACCCGGCCUUCCACCUGCCCUCCAGCCGCUUCAGCCCCUCCCCUCGACACUCUCCCCGCGCCUCCCCCAGGAACUCGCCCCGCUCUCGCUCCCCUGCUCGUUCCAUCGACUACAGCCACAGCCGCGGCUCGCCUCAGCCCAUCAUCAGCCGCCUGCAGCAGCCUCGCCACUCGCUGCAGGGCCACGGGCACGACCUGCAGACCAAUGUGGUGAAGAAUGAAGAAAAGCUGCGUCGUAGUCUUCCCAACCUCACGCGCUCCUCGGCGGCGGCGGCAGCCCAGGUCCCAGAGCCCGUCAAGAACAGCCGCAGCUGCGAGUCCAACCUGCAAGUGCCAAACGGAGGCUCUCCUCGACACCAGAACCAGUCAGCCACAGCAGCUCAACUCCCGAGAUACUCCACCCCCUCUCGCUCCUCCCCGAAACCCAAACAGCACCUCCAAAGCCCAACUGCCCUGCGAGUCCCACUCUCCUGUUGCUUUGGAGAAGAAGGUGAUUUCAUCCCCUCUCCCAGUAAACUGCGAACUCCCGCCACCCCGUCCCCGCUCGCCUUGAGGCAGCCGGUAAAGGCCACACCCAACCCUGGUUCUGCCACCUCCACCCCCUCCCGCUCCCUGGCUCCUCCGCGCAGUGGCCUCCCCCGUCCCAGUGUUUCAGGGGGAGGGGGCAUCCCUCUGCCUCGCAGCAAGCUGGCACAGCCUGUGCGCAGGUCUCUUCCUGCUCCUCGGACCUACGGCGGCGCCGGUGACAACUGGAGAGAAGGCUGUUACUGAGGGCGGCCAGCAGGGGGCUCUCCAGUCAAACUAUCAACACAAGGAGGCAGACAUCACAACAUGGCACUUUAUCUAGCUAGACAACUUUUACAGCGAAGAGAGAUACGGAGAGACUGUCCCUAAACUAUAUACAAAUCAGAAUUUAAAAAAAGAAAAAGAAAAAGGAAAGGGGAGGACAGUGUCCACAUGGUGUCCCAUCAUCCUUCUCUGUGGGGACUGGCACUGGAGGGGUCAGGCAUGUCGUGCAAACAGCCCAUAAAAUGCCAAAGAAACCAGCCCGACUCCAGCUCCGCCAGCAGAGGACACGUCACCUGCCUUGGUUUGACUGCAGUCAUGUGUCAGACGGUCAUAUCACUACAUCGCCCAGCUUUCCCUCCCACUCCUCUGCCACCGCUCUUCUUUCACCUCCCUCAGGUUGAAAUGUUUCCAUGCAUUUCUCUCUUUAUGCUCUGUGUUCAACAGAUGUCGGUGAGCGAUCUCUAUGAUGAUGCUGUGCAGGUGAACUGUCCCCGUAAACGUUAGAGAAUUAUUGAUGUCUUGCAACAGUUGAAAGCACCUCAGUGUGGGUAUGACAUUUAAGAAUCUUUCCUCUUGUAAAAUCAGCCAGAAUGUAUGCACAAGUUUGUUUUGGAAAUUAUUUAUUCAAAUUAUUUAAAGAAGUGUAUGUCCAAACAUCCAUAUCAGUAUUUUGUUUUAAGAAUUCAGUUGUUUAAAAUGAACUUUUUGAACCUCAAUUUCAAGCUAAAUCUCCAAAGCCUUCUUUUUUUCUUUUUCUUUUUUUUGGGUGUUGUUGUGAAGUCGGGACCGGGUGAUCGAUGACACCUCGGCCGCAGCCUCAGUCCCGACUUGUACCACACUUUGCCAAGAUUAUACUUUUCCAUCGAAGUGCUUAGAUCGGUCAAGUUUCAGUUCAGGUGCGAGUUAUAUCUGACGCCUCAAACAAACUCUCAUCUGUCGAGAAAGAAACCUGAGCUCAAACACAUAUUUUUAUCCCCGUUCACCCAUUCAGCCAAUGUAACCGAGAAAUCUUUGAUGUUGUUCAUUAAAUUCCCACCGCAGAUUUGUCCGUGUAUAUCAUUCAUACCGUGAAAAUAAAUGGAAAAAUAUAUCUGGAGUAAGACGACAGGUUGAAUAAACUUUGGCUGGCUUUUACCUCUUGUGCUAUGACAAUAAAUCAAAAGGUGUGCCAGUGUUAGGGAAGCUGUUCUGGUAAUUGGUGUGCUGGGUGUUCUUAAAACUAGUGCCUAUAAUUUAAAGUUUCACUUGAGUUUGAACAUCUUGUUUUGUAUGUUUAUCAUUUUGUGCCAAUUUCUUUGCGGUUUUGCAUUUCUGCUUGACUGAUUUGCUCGCCUGUUUGUUUUUUUUGUAAUUGAAUCAAAACAUUUAUAAUUGCUUUAAAAAAAAAAAAAGAAAGAAAAAAAGUUUAAUAUGCGCCUUCAUAUUUAUAACUAAUUGCUCAUUCUGUAAAUGAAACUAUUUAUUAAAGAGAGAGGUGCCUCUGUCAAAGCUCAGAUUCAGUGGGAAGCUAGAACGAAUGUUGCAAAAAGACAUACCACACCUUUUGUGUGAAAGUUUUUGUUAUUGAGCUUUUUUUUAUAUCCACAAACAUGACAUUCAGUUUCCCUGUGUAAAGUCACAUUUCAAAUAAAAGCUGAAAACUUC
This is a messenger RNA of Seriola dumerili (greater amberjack), 3741 nucleotides long. It is a transcript of the gene slain2, whose product is annotated as SLAIN motif family member 2. The transcript has 10 exons. Bases 208 to 2079 code for a protein of 623 amino acids. Gene Ontology annotation, biological process: positive regulation of microtubule polymerization; microtubule nucleation; cytoplasmic microtubule organization. NCBI's taxonomy places the organism in Eukaryota, Metazoa, Chordata, Actinopteri, Carangiformes, Carangidae. The record is from RefSeq and is a predicted model, not a curated record. Gene Ontology annotation, cellular component: microtubule plus-end.